Molecule: messenger RNA, 8915 nt
Organism: Alligator sinensis (Chinese alligator)
Lineage: Eukaryota; Metazoa; Chordata; Crocodylia; Alligatoridae
Gene: SLC9A3
Product: solute carrier family 9 member A3
Exons: 18
Coding region: 44-2662 (872 amino acids)
Biological process (GO): proton transmembrane transport; regulation of pH; sodium ion transport
Cellular component (GO): apical plasma membrane; brush border membrane
Molecular function (GO): sodium:proton antiporter activity
Source: RefSeq, a predicted model, not a curated record
AGGCACCUGCGGGCGGGCGCGAGGAGCUGCCCGGGCGCGGGCGAUGGGGCCGGCGGAGCGGAGUUCGGGGGUCGGAGCCGCCGAGCCCUUCCACAUCGUCUCCUUCCAGUGGCACCACGUGCAGGACCCCUACAUCAUCGCCCUCUGGAUCCUCGUGGCCAGCCUGGCCAAGAUCGUUUUCCAUUUAUCCCACAAAGUCACUCAUGUGGUUCCUGAGAGCGCUCUGCUAAUUGUCCUCGGCCUCUUCCUGGGUGGGAUUGUAUGGGCAGCAGACCACAUUGCCUCCUUCACCUUGACACCAAAUGUGUUUUUCUUCUAUCUGCUGCCACCCAUUGUCCUCGAUGCUGGCUACUUCAUGCCAAACAGGUUAUUUUUUGGAAACCUUGGCACCAUCCUUUUGUAUGCUGUCAUUGGAACUGUCUGGAAUGCUGCCACAACAGGCUUGUCUCUCUAUGGUGUCCACCUGACUGGAAUCAUGGGGGAUCCUGCUGCUGCUUUAACUACCGUGGCAGGCCAGGGCCACUGGUGUGAAUGUUGCUCAGCUGGAGGAAGGACCUUUUGUGUGGCUGGAUAUACAGGUUCUGUCUCAGAAAGCCACACCAGGGGUUUUGCCAGCAGAGCUGUAUUAUCAACAGUGUGUGACCACGAAGCUUUGCCACCAGAACUGCGCGACCUUAACAUUGGGCUACUGGACUUUCUCCUGUUUGGCAGUCUGAUUGCAGCAGUGGAUCCAGUUGCGGUUUUGGCUGUGUUUGAGGAAGUCCAUGUCAAUGAAGUUCUGUUCAUCAUUGUUUUUGGAGAAUCGCUGCUAAAUGAUGCUGUGACUGUGGUUCUCUACAAUGUCUUUGAGUCCUUUGUUGCAAUAGGAGCAGAAAAUGUGACUGGGGUGGACUGUGUAAAAGGCAUAGUGUCUUUCUUUGUGGUAAGCCUGGGUGGGACACUCGUUGGCGUUGCUUUUGCGUUCCUGCUGUCCCUGGUCACUCGUUUUACCAAACACGUUAGAAUUAUUGAACCCGGAUUUGUGUUUAUCAUCUCAUAUCUGUCUUACCUCACAGCAGAGAUGCUUUCUCUUUCUGCCAUCCUUGCGAUAACUUUCUGUGGCAUCUGCUGUCAAAAAUAUGUCAAAGCUAAUAUUUCUGAGCAGUCUUCUACCACUGUGAGAUAUACCAUGAAAAUGAUGGCUAGUGGAGCUGAGACUAUUAUCUUCAUGUUCCUGGGAAUUUCAGCUGUAAAUCCUGAUAUCUGGACCUGGAACACAGCUUUUAUACUCUUAACAUUGGUCUUCAUCUCAAUAUUCAGAGUCAUUGGGGUCGUUAUACAGACGUGGAUUCUAAACCAUUACAGAAUGGUCCAGCUGGGAAUAAUAGAUCAGGUAGUGAUGUCGUAUGGUGGAUUACGUGGAGCUGUUGCUUUUGCCCUGGUUGCACUUCUGGAUAAGAACAAAAUGAAAGCGAAAAACCUGUUUGUCAGCACAACUAUCAUCGUUGUGUUCUUCACUGUUAUAUUCCAGGGUUUGACCAUCAAGCCUUUGGUCCAGUGGCUGAAAGUGAAGAAAAGUGAACACAGGGACCCCAAACUGAAUGAGAAGCUCCAUGGCAGGGCUUUUGAUCAUAUUCUUUCUGCUAUUGAAGACAUAUCAGGACAAAUAGGACAUAAUUACUUGCGAGACAAGUGGACCAAUUUUGAUAGGAAAAUUCUCAGUAAAGUACUGAUGAGAAGAUCGGCACAGAAAUCAAGAGACCGGAUUCUUAAUGUUUUCCAUGAACUCAACCUGAAGGAUGCCAUUAGUUAUGUGGCUGAGGGAGAGCGUAGAGGGUCCUUGGCAUUUAUUCGAUCCCCAAGUACUGACAACAUAGUCAACGUGGACUUCAGCACACCACGACAAUCUGCUGUAGAAGCCUCUGUCUCCUAUUUAUUGAGAGAAAAAGCUGGUUCAGUUUGCCUUGAUAUGCAAGCCUUAGAGCAGAGGAGGAAAAGCAUCCGAGAUACAGAGGAUACUGUCACUCACCACACACUUCAGCAGUACCUGUACAAGCCCAGGCAAGAGCAUAGACACCUGUACAGUCGACAUGAAAUCAUUCAGAAUGAAGAUGAAAAACAAGACAAAGAGAUAUUCCACAGAACAAUGAGGAAGCGUUUGGACUCUUUCAAGGGUACCAAACUUGGAAUAAACCGUUCCAAAAAGCACAAUAAAAUCCACAAGAGAGACCGUGGCCAAAGAAAGAGAAAUGGUAAUGUCAUACCAAAUGGGAAAAUACCUACAGAAAACCCAGUACAAAAUUUUACAUUGAAGGAAAAAGAUCUGGAAUUUUCUGAUCCAGAAGAAAACAAUGAUUAUGAAUCUCUGCAUGUGGACAAAGGGACUGACUUUUUAGCUGAUGUCACCAAGCAGAAUUUUGCAGAUGCUACUACUGGAAUUGAUAACCCAGUAUUUUCAGCUGAUGAUGAUCAAAGUAUCUACAUGAAGUUCCCACCAUGGUUAUCUAACGAAGAUUCCGUAGUACCGUCACAAAGGGCCCGAGUGCAGAUACCGUACUCUCCAAACAACUUCAGACGGCUCACCCCGUUUCGGCUCAGCAAUAAAUCAGUAGAUUCCUUUUUGCUAGCAGAUGGCCCAGAGGAACGACCCAGAUCUUUUCUCCCAGAAUCAACACAUAUGUAACACGGCUCAUGAUGCUGACCUGACAGGAUACUCAUCUCCAGAGGAGAAGCUGUCUCCGUAUAAAUCUGACCAAGCAAACCAAAAUGCCCCUAUUGCUGAGAAACCCCUCCACUUCAUUCCAUCUUGUCUUCAAGGGCCUUGGACAGAAAGAUAUUCUUCACUGGACAACAGAGGAGGUAUAUCUCUUUCUACUGCCUCAGAUUAUAUAAAUUCUCAUGACUCAAACAUAACUGAACUCUACUGGAAAGCAGACUCAGAUAGAAAUGACAAUCAACCAACAAAUUCAGGAUAUUGUUCAGAAACUAAUUAUGAGCCAGUGAAUUCACAGCAGGACUACUCGAUAGCUAUGCAAGAGGGGCUAGAGGACUUUAAUUCCAAAGACACCCAAGAGAUGAAAUCACUGCUUAGUGUUCCAGGUAAUUAUAGGUCUGCUGCCGCCAGGCGUGUCCAAAGUCGGCGUUCCUUCCACAGGCCAAAACUUUUGCAACAUCCCAAACUUCAGAAGUUAGCAUCUCUCCCACCAUCUUGUCAUAUUCCUCCACAUUCUUUGGAACAAGAGGAAACGCAGCUGUGAGCCAUGAUUUACUUAGGGCAAGAAAGGGGAGAAAGAAUAGGUUGGGACAAAAGAUUGGUGGAACAAGGGAAAAGAAAAACGUAUGAAAACAUUGAGACCCUUUCUGGAACUGUUUCUUGAAAGAAAAAGGAAAAGACCCAUUGGAAACCUGGAGUCUGUUUUGGCCCUAUGUGCAUACUUGUAAUUCCUCGUUUAUUUUACAGGGAUCUAUGGGGAUGUUUCAGUAAGGGAAAGUAUGCUUCCUUGAUAUUUUUUUUUCAUCUGGACUGUUACAAAGAUAAACCUAUUUUCUAAAGGCUAAGACAAGGAGCUUUUCAAAACAGAAGCUGAUCGCUAUUCCUUUUAGCAUGCCAUGUGUUUCUAUAUAACACCAUGGAAGCAAUAAGCUGUGUCUGUUACCUUAAUAAUAGAGCUCCAUAUUCAUGCUGCAUGCAAUUUCUAGACAAGAAGCCAGUGGGUAGUGUCUUGCUAGCUGAGUCUGUUUGGGUUAAAAGGGAUUAGUGCCUUUUUAUAAAAUGUGAAAGCUGAAGAAGAAAUAUUUUCCUACUGUUGCAUUUCUUGUAACACUGUCUAAUGCUUAUUUAAUUAUGGGAUUUUGAGUCUCUGUUGCAAACUCUUAAGAUGAGCUCCCGGACCUAUUGAAAGUAACAACCAUUUUAUAAUUGACUUCUGGGGCGGGGGGCAGGAUUUUGCUGUUGUUUGCUCUGUUAAGUGGUGCUGGGAAUUACCAAAUGUACAGAGCUAAUGUAGAAUUUUAAUUUUAUGUGGUCCUGAACAUCUCAUUUUAUGUUUUUAAUUAAGUUGCUCUCUUCCAAAUGGCCUCCCUCACAUGGAAGUACAAAACACAGGAGAUGUAUUUGGCUGCUCUUGUGUGUCUUCCAAAGCUUUAUUAGAUCAUCUCAGUUAUUUAUACCUCCCCCUUUCUCCAAUAUUUGCUUAACACAGUGAUUUUUCCCAGUAGUCUCAUCUUCUGCAUUCUUUGCCACAUUGUUUAAGUGCCAUGAUGACUCAGGAUGUUAUUUCAAAGUACUGUACCCUCAUAGUUUGGGCUGUACUGUAUGUAUAUAUUUGUACCUGUUUGGAAUUUGAGUUAUUUUCUGUUUUUAUGCUAAAUGAUGAAAAAGUUACACCUGAUCUCUGCUCCCUACAAACUUGCUCUAACCCACAUCCAAGCCAGUGGGAAAGGUCGCUGGAUUAGCCUUGUAUAAGAAUAGAAGUACAAGUGGAAAUGUUCUGAGUGCUUCCUAUUGCAGGCAAAACCUCAACUGAUGCCGCAUGUGUGUAAGCUUCUUCAGAUUGUAGGUCUUAGGAUCAGUGGAAACCUGAAAAUGGAGGAAUCUAACACUAGUUUCUACUCCAUAUACUUGGCACACAUUGACUUAGGCACCUAAGUGUGAUUCUGUUCUACCUUCCUGAGCCCCUGAAAGUCCAUGCAUGCAUCUAGUUUUGUAACAUUUGCUGUUAUCUUGGCCUGAAGAGUGAGUCCCAAAAAGCAGUGAGGAGAAGAACCCACCCAUACUUUAUCUGGAACUUGAGCAAGGUGGAAUAGAGUUGCACUUGGGCACCUAAGUCCACUCGAGCACCUAAUAAGUGGAAUAGACUCUGGCCCUAGAGUCUGUGGCCACCUGUGAAACUGCUGCCCCUCUACUCUUUUCCAUCUUCAGCCUCUGCUAAGAAGGCAGGUUUAGCUACUGCAGGUGCUUGGAUUCCAUGGUGAUGGUGGAUGCUGUAGAAGCUUGGAUAGAUAAACAAGCUACAGUCUGGGGACCAGAUUCAAAUUAUGAACUCAUUUCAUACCAGCCAUCAAACAGGUCUCUGCUUCUAGUUAUUCUAGGCACUGAUUCAUGCCAGUGCCUUUAAAGCCUGUUGCUGCAUCUGCACUAUGGAGCUGCUGCCACUUCAGCUGUGGUGGCCUCACAAUGGCAGCCGGGCCCCCUGGUAUGGGCAUAGACAUCAACCAACAGAAGCUGUGAUGGCAGAAGCUAUCUUCUACCAGCAGAGCUGUGGCUGUACUGAAGUAUUUUCCCAGCAGAACCGUGCUGGUUAUGUAGUGUGAUUUUGUCACCCCAGCUGACAUACCUCUGCCAACAGAACUUUGUGACGUAGACAAAGCCUCUGCGGCUCAACACUGACCCCCUUGCUGGCUUUUGCCAUCCUAUUGUCACUUUCAGUGGGAAAUACUAUGCUGCUUGGUUAAAGUCCUUAAGAACCCUAUGUGUAUAGAAGUUGGUUUUGUAAUUUGAUUAUGUACAUGUAACUAUUUUUGAUCUGAGUCAAUAAGAAUAUUUUUUUAUUAUUAUUUUGAUGAAGAAGAAAAACAUAUUUGUAACAUAGCAGUGCUAGGUAUCAUUCUAGUUAGAGCGAUGUUGGAAAUACUCCUCAUCACUGUGAUUAGACAGCUACACCUCUGACUGACAGUACAAGAAGAAGACUGAAGGCUAGAUGUCCUAAGACAUCUAUACAUGUGACGGAGCUCUGCUCCAAUGUGUGCUAAUAAGCAUGAGUCAGAGCAGACUCAGUCAAUCAAGUCUGCUGGAGCAUACUAAUUAGCGUGCUCCAGCAGCCUCCGUGUCAUGUGUAUUCAGCAUCCCCAUAUUUCAAAAUGACUGGGGGCACUUUAACUAAAGCUCAUUGAACAAGCUUUAAUUAAAGUGCUCCCACUGCCAUUUUGAAAUGCGGGACGCUGAAUACGCAUGACACUACAGGCACUGUAAUUAGAGCGGCUCUUAGAGCUGCUGUAAUUAAAGUGCCCACCCCCACACCAGAGCAUGUAUAUAGACACCCCAAAUGCCUUGAAUCUAUUCUAGUCAAUUACACCCAUGAUGAGUGGGUGAGAAGUGCCCCCACCCAUGGAAAAUCCAGAUUAUAUAGCAUUGUAUACCUGCUGUGCAUGGGUUUGAGGGACUACACAAGGUGCAAGACACUGGAGAAUCAAACCUUGUCUUUAUUCAGAAUGUUUUGGGGCACAUUCAGAAAUAUGCCCUGGCUGUUUUGCUUUGCUUUGCUGAGGCAAAGCAGCCAACACCCCAGUCAAGCAACCCAAUGACUGUUUGCAUCCACAGAGUAGCUUAACGCAGUCAAGAUGUUCUGGUGAAUUGGCCAACCUUUUUGAGGGUAAUUUUCAUAGUCCCUUCUGUAUUAUGACAGCAUAACUCCUAAACGUGAGCACCAAGUCUGAAUGGGUUAGAUGCUAUUUUAAGAUGCAGGUUUCCUAUCACAAACAUCCAAUUCCUUGCACUGUUGUGAAGAUUUCCUUAUUAUGUCAUUGUAGAAAGGAACAGCACUUCAGAUGUCACCACUUCAUAGGGGCUUGCACUGCGAACUGCAUUUUCCAAAGUUUGCUUACGGAAGCUUUUGUGUAUGAUUUUUGUCCACGUGACCUGCAGUGCACAUCAGCAAGCCCUGAUUUGCAUAUUAGUGUUUAUGCAUGUGCAAGUUGAGCAUGCUCAUAUAUUUGAACAUGUUGCUUUCUGUCCAUGAUCAUAGGAUCAUGGGAAUGUAGGGCUGGAAGGGACCUCCCCAGGUCAUUUAGUCCAGCCCCUUGCCCAGGACAGGAUUAUCCCUGACUAAACCCCUUUAGUCAAGUGUCUGUCCAACCUGCUAUUGAAAAUUUCCAGCAAUGGAGGUUUCACAACUUCUCUAGGUAGCCUAUUCCAAUGCUUGACCACCCUCAUAGAAUGAAAGUUCCUCCUAUCCAACCUGAAUUUCCCCUGCUGUAGCUUGAGUCCAUUGCUCCUAGUCCUGUUCCCUAUGGGCGCAUCCUGACAAAUGUACACAUGCAGGGAUGCACGUUUCUGAUACAACAAAUAGCAGUGGCACAUAUUUGUGCCACUAUUUCUUCGCAGGUGAGCCCCUGCACUCAUGCUCCAGAAUACAGCAAAUAGACCUGCAUGGGGUAGGGGAAGUCUGGUGCCAGCACUUGUGUGCUUAUUGGGAUGUACCCUAUGGCUGCAGAAAAAGCCCAUCUCCAUCUUCUCUAUAAUCACCCUUAAAGUAUUUGAAGCCUGUUAUAAAAUCCCUCUUCAUUGCAUCCUGUUCUCAUGUGUUGCUGUAGCAAACAAGAAGGGUGAGGCAAUAAAACUAUCUGUAGAAAUAUAACAAUAGCUGAAAAAAUAGGAGUCUACAAACAUAGAGUGCUAUGGAUCAUGUUAAUUUGCUGCUAUGUAAAAAUGAAUAGGAAGGCAUUUUCUUAAUAGAAGUAACAGAGAGAGACUUGUAGACACAGGAUCUAAUUCUUCUUUUACUUGUUCAUGCCAGAAAGAUUUGUUCAGUGGAGUUGGACAGGUGGAGUUUCUACCAGCCUCUUCCACCCGUAGCUUCCAGCCUCUUACCUCUCCCAGCCCUCCAUGUGGAGAAUCUUUUUCUUAAUGUAGCUUAUAACAGCUCCAAGAACAAAACAAGCUGAAGCGACAGAAGAUUUUUUGUGUUAUAACUUCUUUCCAAUAGGUCUUUUGCUUGCUUAAGGGUGUGAUAUUUCUCACCCCCCUGGUCAACAAAGCUGGGUUGGGAAAAUGUUUAAAUGCAGACUUGACAUUAUUUUAGUGUAGCUCCACUUUCUCCAAAAGCAUUACUCUUGGUAUACCUUAAGAUCACUGCAAGGAGAAUUGGGCCCAAAAUUGUUAUAGUAUAACUCACUUUAGCUCCUUAUCUUUCCCACAAACUGUUGAGGUGCAAUAUAUAUCCUUGUAGUGUAGAUACUGAGCCAGUUCUUCAGCAGAUGUAAAUCAAUGUCAUUCCUUUACUUCAGUGCAGCCACAUGGAUUUAUGCCAGCUGAGGCUCAGCCCUUGUGUGUUUUAGUAAUUUGUGUUUUGGUAUCGCAUCAUGUAAAAAUGCAACUUUACAGGAAAUGUUUAAAGCAUAAUAGGCCUGAUGGGCUAUGGCACCUUGCACAGUUUGUUUCACCUGAACAAAUUGAAGAUUAAAUGUUGCCAAGUCAGACAAGGUGAAAAGCUGUGAAGAACUGGAGUGCAGGGUUAAAGUUUCCAGUUGGUAGAUCAGCAGAGCUCUAUUGAGGCCAAUAUAGCCAUAGCUGGUCUACACAGGCUGAGAAUCUGGCUCUAGUUUUUUUUAUUAAUGUGUUCUCUUGCCGAUGUUUUAUAGUUUGUGGGAAAUUCCACAGUCUCUAUUUAUUAAAUAGGUAAUAAUGGCCUACUUUAUUGCACAAAGAUGAAAUACAUAAAUAUGUAAUGUCUUUUCUAUAAAAUUUGCUCCAAAGAUAGGAUUUUUUACAAUGUUUAUUUUGUGCUGCACUAUUAACCUACUAAUGUUAAAAAAAUGAAAGUGUGUAGUCCGAAUUAAGAUGAAUUAUGUCUCUGUGAGCUGUGAAGAUAAUUAUCUGAAAUGCUGUUUUAUAAAUGUAUGAUCUAAUCAGAAUUUUAUGUAACAGAGAUGGUAAAAUAAUGAUGUGCCUUAAAAUGUCCUUCUCUGGAGAAACUUCUGUUUGGAGAUCUGGUGUGCACGUUCCAAACAGUGUCAACUCCCUUUGUAUAUUUUAAAACAGUAAAUCUGUUUUUAAAAUGUCUUUAUAAAUACGUUUUAAAGGAUAUCAUGAUGAAAACUUUGGUAAUAAAUUGCAUGAAAUUGGUGUAAUCAUGCUACAAUGGUAAAGCUGGCUUAUUUAGCUCACCCACAUGAAACCAAUAUUUACAAGACGCUCCAUCAUUAAAAUAAUUUAUUGA